AUGGAGGAGGAUGCGAAGGCAUUUGUCUGCAAGUGCGACAAAUGUCAGCAGAAUGCCCAAAUGCUACACCAAUCGUGUGAGGAGCUGCAUCCGAUGAUUUCCCCUUGGCCAUUCAUGAAAAGGGGGAUGAAGAUAGUCAGACCAUUACCAGUAGGACCUGGGCUAGUGCGGUUCGUACUGAUGGUAACUGACUAUUUUUCCAAGUGGGUCGAGGCUGCUGCAUACCAGAAGGUCCGAGAGAAGGAGGAGAUAACUUGUGAUAAUAGCCCAGAGUUCAUAUGGUCCAAGGUCACUAAGUUCCUCAAGGAUUUGAACAUCAAACGCAUAAACUCUUCUCCGUAUCACCCUAAUGGUAAUGGCCAAGUGGAAUCAACAAACAAAACUGUCAUUCAAAAUUUGAAGAAGAAAUUGGAGAACGCUAAAGGAGCUUGGCCGUCAAAGUUAUCGGAGGUGCUGUGGGCUUAUAGAACCACGAUGAAGUCUAGCACCAGAGAAACUCCAUUCUCCCAAGUAUAUGGGGUGGAAGCGUUAAUCCCGGUAGAAGUUGGUGCUCCAAGUUCAAGGUGCGUUCGGCCACAAGAGCAACCUAAUACGGAGGCGAUGCUGAUGCAGUUGGAUUUACUAGAAGAACACAGAGAUCUUACGUAUGUUCGGAUGGUCGCCCAAAAGCAGCUGAUGGAAUGUUACUACAACCAUCGAGCUAAUCUUCGACACUUCAAAAUCAGGGACUUGGAGCGUCUCUACCUCAAGGAGCAGUUGGCUUUCUCCGCUGCCAUCAAGUUUUUCGCCGGUAACUUCCCUACUUCAGCUAUGGCAGUGGUGGCGGUGGCAUAG
Lycium ferocissimum is the source of this 834-nucleotide messenger RNA. RefSeq lists its product as uncharacterized. Gene Ontology annotation, biological process: DNA integration. The transcript is spliced from 3 exons. Gene Ontology annotation, molecular function: nucleic acid binding. The record is from RefSeq and is a predicted model, not a curated record. NCBI's taxonomy places the organism in Eukaryota, Viridiplantae, Streptophyta, Magnoliopsida, Solanales, Solanaceae. Bases 1 to 834 code for a protein of 277 amino acids.